AUGUCCCUGCGCAGGCUGCCCGGGCUGGCGGCCGUGUCCCCGCUGCCCUCCCCGGGCACGGCCCCGCUCACGCCGCUGCCGCCGGACAGGGCUGAGAGCCCGGACAGGUACCGGGACACCCCGAGGAGGGGACACGGGCGGCUGUGGCACCCGCUGGCCCCGGAGCCGCUGGCCUCGGACCGUCCCCGUCCCCGGGACUCGGUGUCCUGGCAGCCCAGGGAUGCAGGAUCGGGGCCGGACUCCCAGACGCAGCAGAGCCCCGUGCAGGAAGACUUCCAGAAAACCAUCGCGGAGUUUGGGAGAGCUCUCAAAGAGAAGCUCCUUGGCCAGAGGAUCAGCUCCUUGCCGCAGUGCCAGCUGGAAGCCAGCCCGGUGCUGAAGGACAUCUCCCAGCUCCAGGUGCGCAGGGACAGAGUGCAGCAGCGCCAGAGCGAGCCCGAGGAUGAGGAAGGUUUUGUCCCCAAGAAGCUGCAGAGGCUGGGCCAGCGGAGCCGAUUGCCCGCCGGCCACGGGGCUGCCAGGAGGGAUCUCCUUGCCAAGAGCCCCUGCGGCGCUCCAGAGCUGCUGUUCCCCCAGCUGCCGCCGUGGCAGAGCGAUGCCACCGUGCCCCAGGGCAUGGAGAAGCCGGUGUCCACGCCAGUGAUGAAGAAGGAGGAGGCAAAGCUGCGUCCGGGCAAGCGCGGCCGGGGCCGGCAGCUCUUCCUCUCUCCCUCGGUUCCCGGCAGUGUCGCCGGGCCCCUCCCGAAGCCGGGACCCCCCUCGGACAGGGACAGCCCUGCCAAUGCCCAGCGGCAGAGCAGGGGGGCCGGAAGCCCUGAGCAGGAGGCGUCGCUGGAGCCGGAAGCACGGCUGGAGCCCUGCAGGUCUGCCCAGCUCCAGGAGAUGGAGAACCUGCUGGCCAACGAUGACCAGGAGCUCAUUGGGGACUUCUCCAAGCCUCACCUCCUGCCGACGGUGGAGGGCAAGGACCCGGGCCUGAAGUACAUCUCCCCUGGCACGCUGGCGGCGGUGCUGUCGGGAAACUACAGCAGCUUCAUCGGGAGCAGCGUCGUCGUGGAUUGCCGGUACCCCUACGAGUACGAGGGAGGCCAUGUCAAGGGCGCUGUCAACCUGCCGCUGCAGCGGGACGUGGAGGAAUUCCUGCUGGAGCGCCCCAUCGUGCCCCAGGAGGGCGGCAAGAGGGUGAUCAUCAUCUUCCACUGCGAGUUAUCUGUCGAGCGGGGGCCCAAAAUGUGCAAAUUCUUGCGGGAGAGGGAUCGCUCCCGCCACGAGUACCCGCAGCUGCACUACCCCGAGCUCUACGUCCUGAAGGGGGGGUACCGCGAGUUCUUCUUCCAGUUCCCGGGCCACUGCGAGCCCCGGGACUAUCGGCCCAUGGAGCACCCGGCGUUCAAGGAGGAGCUGCGCAAGUUCCGCGGGCAGAGCCGGCGCGGGCGGCGGGCACUCUCCAUCCUCUGAGCGCCCCGGGAGAACGCCGGAGCUGGGAUUGUAGGAAGGGUUCCCUUGGAUGGGGGAUGCACCUCAGCUUGGGCUGGCUUGUCGAUGAGUUUGGGAUGGUAUUUAGUG
Molecule: messenger RNA, 1566 nt
Organism: Camarhynchus parvulus
Lineage: Eukaryota; Metazoa; Chordata; Aves; Passeriformes; Thraupidae
Product: M-phase inducer phosphatase 2-like
Exons: 15
Coding region: 1-1458 (485 amino acids)
Biological process (GO): positive regulation of G2/M transition of mitotic cell cycle; protein dephosphorylation; G2/M transition of mitotic cell cycle
Cellular component (GO): nucleus; cytoplasm
Molecular function (GO): protein tyrosine phosphatase activity
Source: RefSeq, a predicted model, not a curated record